Molecule: messenger RNA, 3214 nt
Organism: Linum trigynum
Lineage: Eukaryota; Viridiplantae; Streptophyta; Magnoliopsida; Malpighiales; Linaceae
Source: the annotation of a GenBank genome assembly
CGAUUUGUACCACAAAAGAAACUAGGAGAAAUUGGAAACAAACGACAAAAAUAUAUUUGAUAAUCAACCAUUAAAUAUGUUUCCUAUGAAUUGCCAAAUAUAUCGUUUGUCGUUAUCUUUUUGAAUCUCUUGUGAUUUGUUUCUGAUUUCAUCUAUCCACCUCUUAUCGUCCUCAUUCUUCUCUUUAUCAUAAUUUUGCUUUAUAUGUCAGCAUGAAAGAGAUCAAAGUCCUCAUCGGAGGAAUUUUUUUUCGAAGUCAACCGUGUGAAAAUUUUUAAAUUAUUUUUAUGGAAGACCGUGUGAGUGAAGAGUCGCGACAAAAUAAUCUUCUAGUCAUUGGCCAAAGUAGUUGUUCUAGCUAAUCUUGCAUGAUUUCCAUGAGCUAUGGAAGUCACUAUGAUCUAUGUAUUUGCUACAUUUGAGAAGAGAGAGUCACAUUGGUGGCUCGAUGCAAAUAUUUGCUGGCUCAAAAAUGUCCCGAUGACUCACCAUUAAUCAAUACAUGAGAAUGAGCAGUAAAAAUAUAAGUGAGUAUUCAAUCCAUCAAUUUAGUAGAAAAAUCUAUUUAGAAUAACAAUACCAACAACAUACUACUCCCCAUUAAUAUAAUCGUAUGCUGCCUUUUCAAUAUCGAAUUCAAAUAUCACAUUCUUCCCUCUUAUCCAAGGGGAAAAAACUUGUCCAUGAAAAAUAAUCUAUUCGAGAACCAACAAAAAAAAAAUUUUGUGUGUGACAAGUGGCAUUUUAACCUCAGCAUGAAACGGAUAUUGAACCGUUACUAGUCAUAAUUGCAACUUUACUUUAGGCAUUCCAAUAAGUAAUUGCUAUGUUGACUCUUUAUUUAACUUCCAUAUGUGUACUUCAAUUUCAAUAGUUCAUUUAGUUCUCCUCUUUAAUGCAUAUUUAAAAUGUCAGUCAUGUAUUGUUGACCCCUUUUUCCCACACUUUUUUCUUUAAUUUUUAUUUUAUUCUUUUUCGUUGGAUGAUCUAAUUAAUUAAUUUUUAUUUUAGAUAGGAUCUUCUCCUUAUUCUUUUUUUUUUCAUUGUCAUCUUUACAAUAAAUAUUUUUUGAUCGUAUCUUUACAAUAAAUAUGUUGCUUGGUAUUAACAUGUUCCUGUGGGGUUUAGGUGUGCAUUGAAUUGAUGUUUUGAGUCUAAUUAGGUUUUAGUGUUUUACUCAUGAUACUCAUACAUUGGUUCUUCUGGGGGAGAAUUAUGCAGCAACAUCAAGGGUGGAUCCUUCCUUGUGACUUGUAUGUGGCUACAUGCCGGCAUAAUCCAUCUCGUUGCCAAUAUGCUGAGCUUGGUCUUCAUCAUUGAUGUUUCGUCUUGAGCAGCAAUUUGGAUUUGGUAAUGGUCAAGAAAAUGAAAGCAAGGAAAACCAAAAUGAAAAAUCAACUAAAAUAUGAAUUAGCUUCGCCCGGGUUCGAACACCUUUAGUGUGCAAUUUGAAUUUGGUAAUGGUCAGAAAAUGAAAGCAAGGAAAACCAAAAUAAAAAAUCAACUAAAAUAUGAAUUGGCUUCGCCCGGGUUCGAACCGGAGACCUUCAGUGUGUUAGACUGACGUGAUAACCAACUACACCACGAAACCUAUUGAUAUUUUAAUACGACGAAAUAUUCAACUCACAGUCAUAAAGCUCCCUGAACUGGAAAGGCAUGCCUCCGCCAUUGUUUACCGACUCAACUAAUCAGGACUCAGGAGAGUUAAAUAUUCGUGAUUUAUGGUCAUCAACUAAUCAAUCAACCGAGAAAAAAGAAAACAAUUGUCCACUCUCCCUGAAAAAUGGGCUUCCUGAAUUUGGCGGCCACGGUAUUUGGAGUGGUGACCCUGCUCCUAUUUGGGGCAGCAUUAGCAGCAGCGGCGGCGGCAGGUGGAGCCCUGGACUGCACCACCGUGACAGGACUGAUCUCGGCGUGCUCCGCUUUCAUCACGUACGGCUCGCCGGACCCACUUCCCGGCUCCCCUUGCUGCGAAGCCAUGACGACGCUGGGGACGGUGGCGGAGACCGGCGGGAGCAGCGGCGGCGUUUGCAGGUGCCUCUUGGGCCUCAUCGCCACCUACAACCCCAACGCCACGGCCAUCGCUACUCUCCCGGGCUUUUGUGGGAUCGACAUGGGCUUCAUCAUUGACCCAAAUACCGAUUGCGCUUAUGCUCCAUGAUAUGAUUAAGGGUCGCUUGUGGAAAGAAGAAAUGGUGUAGGCUAGGCUAGAAGGAAAAUGUUGGAAACUUGGAAUAAGUGAAAUGUUUUUGCUUAACCUAAUUUACAUUUCCUAUGGUAAGUCAGAAACUAUAUAUACAAUAUAUAUAUAUAUAUAUACCGAUAUCAAUAUCUUAAUAGUUUUCUGGUAAGAGCUCCCCUGCUACUACUGUUAAUGAAGCUAGAAAUGAUAUGAUUCAAGCUACAGUAGUCCUUUUUCCAAUUGUCGAGACACCUCCCCGUUGUUCAAAGAACAACAUUAUUGUACCGGAAAACCCUGUCUCUGGUCGAUGAAAACAACAGAGGAAUGGGGAAGGAUUUUGCUUUCUCGUGAUGCAUUCAUGCAUGCAAUGAAUGUCCCCUUCUUCCUAGCUGCUGCUAGAACACUCUGCCUCUCCCUCGAAAUCUGCAACCAUGUGUUAUGUCAACAACAGUAAUUCAUCGAGUAGAGACAAACCCCAUCACCGCUAACUCAUGUUCAUUUCUUUUCCUUUUGGUAUUUGCAUAUGGACAAAACAAAUCAGAGAGAAAGUUGUGUUUUACUGAGAUUUUGGGGGGUUCAUUUCAAAACAUUCCUACACUCUGCCCCCUGCCAUUGGAGUUUUGUGGGUAUCCAAAGUUGCAAACUUUUUCCGACUCCAUGUGGGAUGCAGAAUGGGAAGCUGUUCCUUCCCAGCGAGAUCUCGUUUUAUUGCAAUUCUGUUUGUCACUCUUGUUUUUAAUGCCCUGAGAUCCAGACAAAAGCGUCAUUCUCUGGCAUUCAUGAGGGCUCGUGAGGUCACAGUGGAAGGGAAGAGGAAGAAACUAUGGGCGCAGCAAAAAGAGAGGAAGUUGCAGCUCAAAACAAAACGGGUAAUGAAGUUCUGUCACUACUCACUAUACCAUUUCAUUUUAACAAGCACAAAGUUGAUGAAUUUUGUUCAUUACCUUACGAGUGUGAUCAAUUCAUGCUUAAUAAGUGGACAAUAAAGAUAUUACUCAUAGAAAAUGUGCCGAGUAAAUGAUUCAUCUGAAU